GUGUUUUAAGGUCCACCCGUUGCUGUUGGCAUGAGUAUAGACGUGGCCAGUAUAGACAUGGUGUCAGAAGUCAACAUGGACUACACGUUGACUAUGUACUUCCAGCAGUACUGGAGAGAUAAGAGGCUGGCCUAUGCAGGGAUCCCUCUCAACCUGACGCUGGACAACAGAGUAGCAGACCAGCUCUGGGUCCCUGACACCUAUUUCCUCAAUGACAAGAAGUCCUUUGUGCACGGUGUCACUGUUAAGAACCGUAUGAUUCGACUCCACCCAGACGGCACUGUUCUCUACGGCCUCAGAAUCACAACGACAGCAGCCUGCAUGAUGGAUCUGAGGAGAUACCCGCUGGACGAACAGAACUGCACUCUGGAAAUUGAGAGUUAUGGUUACACAACAGAUGAUAUAGAAUUCUAUUGGAAAGGAGGAGACACUGCAGUGACCGGGGUGACGCGCAUCGAGCUCCCUCAGUUCUCCAUAGUCGACUACAAACUGGUCUCCAGGAAUGUGGUCUUUUCCACAGGUGCCUACCCUCGACUGUCUCUGAGCUUCAAGCUGAAGCGAAACAUCGGAUACUUCAUCCUACAGACGUACAUGCCCUCCAUCCUCAUCACCAUCCUAUCUUGGGUGUCGUUCUGGAUAAAUUAUGAUGCCUCGGCUGCCAGAGUUGCAUUAGGGAUCACAACUGUCCUUACCAUGACGACCAUCAACACCCAUUUGAGAGAGACUCUGCCCAAGAUCCCCUACGUCAAAGCUAUCGACAUGUACCUGAUGGGCUGCUUUGUGUUCGUCUUCCUGGCUCUGCUGGAAUAUGCCUUCGUCAACUACAUCUUCUUUGGAAGAGGCCCUCAGAUGCAAAAGAAGCUGGCAGAGAGGGCACAGAAGGCAAAUAAUGACCGGAAUAAAUUUGACAGGCCCAAGGUCGACUCCCAGGGGAACAUUUUACUGACAACCUUGGAGAUCCACAACGAGGUGGGAGGGAAUGAGAUCACAACCACCGUGAGUGAGACUCACAACUCUUCCUCCAUGGUGUUUGACAACUCAGGGGUCCAGUACAGGAAGCCGAGUGGGCCGCAGGAGCUGGGCCGCCUCAGCCUAGACAGGAACGCACAUCUAAAGAAGACCCGUCUGCGGAGACGAUCCUCGCAGCUCAAAAUCAAAAUCCCAGACCUCACCGAUGUGAACGCCAUCGACAGAUGGUCACGGAUAAUAUUCCCCUGCACCUUCUCCCUCUUCAACUUAAUUUAUUGGCUUUAUUAUAUCAACUAAUGCACUGAUGUUUUUUUUUAAACCCAUCC
Messenger RNA from Xiphias gladius (swordfish), 1295 nucleotides. RefSeq names its product gamma-aminobutyric acid type A receptor subunit beta3 (gene gabrb3). The transcript has 7 exons. Gene Ontology annotation, biological process: chemical synaptic transmission; monoatomic ion transmembrane transport; signal transduction. Gene Ontology annotation, molecular function: GABA-A receptor activity; neurotransmitter receptor activity; extracellular ligand-gated monoatomic ion channel activity. Gene Ontology annotation, cellular component: neuron projection; synapse; membrane. The record is from RefSeq and is a predicted model, not a curated record. NCBI's taxonomy places the organism in Eukaryota, Metazoa, Chordata, Actinopteri, Istiophoriformes, Xiphiidae. The coding region runs from base 31 to 1266 and encodes 411 amino acids.